AUGACCGACUUGUGUUUUCACAAUUGCGACAUAGAGUAUAAAAUGGGCGAAUUAUUUUUUGCAACCGUCAGUAUUCCACGAAACAUGAAGAUUGUUGUUAUUCUGCUGGCGGUUGCUGUACCGCUGGCAGUGGCCUUUCCCGGCGGUCUCAAUCAUAUUUUAGGCGGCUUGCACAAUUUAGGAAAUAUAUUUGGUGGCAAUAAGCCACUGCUAGAUAUAAAUAUUUUGGGCCAUGGUAAAAAAUCAAGCGGUUGCUAUAACGGUGGCAAAGGUGCAGGAAAUGGCGGCGGAGCAGGAGGUGGCGGAGGAGUAGGAGGUGGCGGAGGAGCAGGAGGUGGCGGAGGAGUAGGAGGUGGCGGAGGAGCAGGAGGUGGC
Molecule: messenger RNA, 375 nt
Organism: Harpegnathos saltator (Jerdon's jumping ant)
Lineage: Eukaryota; Metazoa; Arthropoda; Insecta; Hymenoptera; Formicidae
Product: glycine-rich protein 23
Exons: 3
Source: RefSeq, a predicted model, not a curated record